AUGAUAGGUUCAACAUCAAAAUCCGGUGAAGAAACAGCGGACCUUAGCAGCAGAACGACAGACAAAGAUAACCAAUUCUCCACAUCGGAUAGAUACGGCCAUUAUUCGAAAGAAGAAGAAGAAGAGGGUAUUGUUGGAUUGGAUGAUGAGUUCGAAAGGUCCGCCAUUUCAUGCUUUCGAUAUUUCCUCGUCUUCCUCAUGAUAUUUGCAGCAAUCGCUGGCGGCGCUUCGAGUUACUUCUAUCUCGAAAGGCAAGAGGAUGUCCAUUUCGGAAAGGAGUUUGGCAUUGUUGCGGGGGACAUCAAGCAGCUGAGCUAUAGACGACUCUCAGAGCGUGUUGCAGAAUUGCAAUCACUUGCAUCGACUCUCACUGGACUGGCAAUCAACUCGAACACAACGUGGCCCUACUUCACCGAUGACAACUAUCCCGUGAUUGUUUCAAGCUUCAUGAAGACCAUACAAUCAGAUAUAAUAUUCAUUUCCCCCAUUGUCCAUGAUGUUGAAAAUAAGGAGUGGUCAAACUACACGCAGAGACGCCAGCAUUGGAUUGCUGAUAGUCUGGCCUUUCAACAAGAACCUCAGCCAGAUAAUGUAACGGAUAUCUUUCCAUCCAUUUUUCGACUGUCUGCCGGAGACAAGAUUCCAGAAGAAGGGUCGGGCCCAUUUCUCCCCAUUUGGCAAACAAUCCGAGCUCCUCGCAAUGGUGAUAUGGUGAAUUUCAACAUGCGCUCGGACACACAUUAUAGCAAUGUCUUCGACACUGUCCUCGAGACCAAAGCAUCUGCCAUGACUGAUCUCCUCGGAUUGUCAAAUCAAGAUUUUGUUCAACUGUAUGAUCCUGAUAUCCAACAGCUGGUCCAAACCCAGCCUCACAGUCUCUUCCUUCAGCCUGUAUUCGAAGACUCGACGGGACAAGAAGUUGUUGCAAUCUUGAAUUCAGAUGUGAGUUGGCUCCCUCUAUUUGCUCUUUUGAGUGACAAUCCUAUUCCUCCCGUUCAUAUUGUGGUGGAUGGCGGUUGCGACGUCGCCUUUACCAUGAAGGUAACCGGCCAAAAAUCUGAAUUUGUAGGAUUUGGUGAUCACCACGAACCCGCCUACAAUGACUUCGGGAUUGAGUUUCCGUUUGCUCCAGAUGUCACUACGCAACAUAUUGCAGGAUCAGACUGUACCUACACCGUUCGGGUAUUUCCUACUUCUGAAUUCUACUACACAUACCAUCUCAAGUAUCCAGCAGUAUUUGGUGGAGUGUUUGGUGGCGUAUUUUUGUUUAUGUGUCUGAUUCUGUAUCUGUACGAUUCCGCGGUACGCAUGAGACAAAGGAGGCUACUCCAUGUUGCCUCGAGAUCGGAACAACUACUCUCUGUUCUCUACCCCAAAUCGAUCAGAGAUCGGCUUUUUGGCCUCGAAAAGAAGGAAGAUGGCAAUGGGACAACGAAAGGAAAUCGGAAUAACACCGAAGUGGGUGAGAUCGUCAAGUCUUCAAGAUUCCAACUCAAGAGCUUCAUCAAGAGCAAUCCAAAUGGAGGUUCAUUGGAUGCGUUUUCUUCAAAACCAAUUGCAGAUCUAUUCUUGGACUCGACAGUCAUCUUUGCUGACAUUUGUGGUUUCACCGCUUGGAGUUCCGUCCGGGAACCAGCUCAAGUUUUCACCCUGCUCGAAAGUGUGUAUCGAGCCUUUGAUGUGAUCGCCAAGAAGAGAAAAGUGUUCAAGGUAGAAACGGUGGGCGAUUGCUACGUGGCUGUGACCGGUUUGCCUGAACCAACCAAAGACCACGCGAAUAUCAUGGCUUCAUUCGCUCGGGAGAUUGUUGAUAGGUUUGGCGAGCUUGUUGGAUUCCUUGAAACAACUCUAGGACCAGAUACUGCAGAGUUGGGCAUUCGUGUCGGUAUGCAUAGCGGGCCUAUUACAGCUGGAGUUCUUCGUGGAGACAAGUCGCGUUUUCAGCUGUUUGGUGACACUGUAAAUACAGCGUCACGAAUCGAGUCCACCGGUAUGCGAAACAGGAUUCAGGUCUCUGGAGAAACGGCACAUCUGAUUGGAAACGCGGGUAGGGGCCACUUGCUUCGAAGUCGAGCUCAACCGGUGAGAGCGAAGGGCAAGGGAAAGCUGCAGACUUACUGGCUCUUAACAACAGAGGAAGAGGAACAUGAGCUGGCAACAUCGGCACACAACGGCGAGGACUUUGACAAGUCUAUUAGAAGUACCCUUCCUGAAGACUUUGAAUCUGCCAAUCACUAUGCUGUUGAAGCAAUGCUCCCGGCAAAGCUCAAACGGCUCUGCCAAUGGAAUGUCGAUGUUCUGGCAAAAUCAUUGAAGCAGAUUGUGGCCCACAGAAUGGCGACAGGAUUCAAAACUAAGCAAUUCGAAGAGGCUCUGGAUGAGAAAGAGGAUGCAAUCAAGCGACAGAUAUAUAUUCUUGAUGAGGUUGUGGAGAUUGUGCCCCUUCCUGAAUUUGAUGCAGAGGUGUACAAACGGCAAAAGGAUGUCGACGAAAUUGAGCUCCCAGAGGUCGUGAUGGAGCAAAUGCAACUCUAUAUCUCGUCCAUUGCUCUUAUGUACCGCAAGAAUCCGUUUCACAACUUUGAGCAUGCAAGUCACGUUACAAUGUCUGUGUCCAAGCUGCUGUCUCGAAUCGUCGCAGCAGAGGAUCUACUGAACGCUGACGAGACCGUCACUAAGUCACAUGAUAUUGGCGGGUCCAUCCAUGACCAUACAUUUGGCAUUGGUGGAUCCAUCCAUGACCAUACGUACGGAAUCACCUCUGAUCCGAUUACUCGAUUCAGCGUCAUUCUGGCAGCAUUGAUUCACGAUGUUGAUCACUCGGGUGUCUCCAACGCCCAACUUGUCAAAGAUGAACAUAUGGUAGCCAAGCAAUUCAAGAACAAGAGCGUCGCAGAACAAAACUCGACAUUCCUGGCAUGGGAUCUUCUCAUGGAACCACGCUUCAAAGACUUUCGCCGAACCAUCUAUGCAGCACCAUUGGAACUGGAUCGGUUCCGACAGCUGAUUGCCAACACGGUUUUAGCUACUGACAUUAUGGACAAAGAACUACAAACGCUCCGCCGCAAGCGCUGGGAUGCAGCCUUCAGUGGCACCAUGGCGAUUACUUCGUCUGACGAAAGAACAGAUGUGAAUCGUAAGGCUACCAUUGUGAUUGAGCACUUGAUCCAAGCAUCCGAUGUGUCGCACACCAUGCAACAUUGGCAUGUCUAUCGCAAAUGGAACGAGCGUUUAUUCGAAGAGAUGGUCCGAGCCUACAAGAGGGGGAAACUGGAGAAGAACCCAGCUGACUUCUGGUUUCAAGGUGAGAUUGGAUUCUUUGACCACUAUAUCAUUCCGCUGGCAAAGAAGCUGAAAGAAUGUGGCGUCUUUGGUGUUUCUAGUGACGAAUACUUGAACUAUGCCAUGGACAACCGGCGAGAAUGGGAAGAAAAGGGUGAAGCCUUUGUUGCUGAAAUGGUUGAAAGGUUUGGUGGUGAUAUGGAGGAUGGGGGGCCGGUGGUAGAAGGGCUAGAUCUGCUACUUUGA
Molecule: messenger RNA, 3528 nt
Organism: Cylindrotheca closterium
Lineage: Eukaryota; Bacillariophyta; Bacillariophyceae; Bacillariales; Bacillariaceae
Source: the annotation of a GenBank genome assembly